Messenger RNA from Gavialis gangeticus (Gharial), 932 nucleotides. RefSeq names its product ubiquitin C-terminal hydrolase L3 (gene UCHL3). Lineage: Eukaryota; Metazoa; Chordata; Crocodylia; Gavialidae. Gene Ontology annotation, cellular component: cytoplasm. The record is from RefSeq and is a predicted model, not a curated record. The transcript has 10 exons. The coding region runs from base 208 to 792 and encodes 194 amino acids. Gene Ontology annotation, molecular function: cysteine-type deubiquitinase activity. Gene Ontology annotation, biological process: ubiquitin-dependent protein catabolic process; protein deubiquitination.
CAUGGAGCCGCAUCGGUGGCUGCCGCUGGAGGCCAACCCCGACGUCACGAACCAGAGCUAGUAAUACUGUUUCUGACAGUGGUGAAGCUGGUACAACUGGAAGUGGAAGUAUUCUGUUGUGAAACUCUUUUGAAUUGCUGAUGCAAGUGGGAGUUUCUGAAACAGUUAGGUAUACAUCCUGACUGGCAGUUUGUAGACGUGUAUGGUAUGGAGCCAGAACUUCUUAGCAUGGUGCCAAGACCAGUCUGUGCAGUAUUACUUCUCUUCCCAAUAACAGAAAAGUAUGAAACUUUCAGAACAGAAGAAGAGGAGAGAAUAAAAACUGAGGGGCAAGAUGUGAAAUCAUCAGUGUACUUCAUGAAGCAAACAAUCAGCAAUGCCUGUGGAACAAUUGGGCUUAUUCAUGCUAUUGCAAACAACAAAGAAAAAAUGAACUUUGAAUCUGAUUCUUCAUUGAAAAAGUUUCUGGAAGAUUCAUUAUUAAUGACUCCUGAAGAGAGAGCCAAAUAUCUAGAAACCUAUGAGGCUAUUCGUGUCACUCAUGAAUCCAGUGCUCAUGAAGGUCAGACUGAGGCACCAAGUUUAGAUGAAAAAGUAGAUCUUCACUUUAUUGCAUUAGUGAAUGUAGGCGGCCAUCUGUAUGAAUUGGAUGGACGCAAACCAUUUCCAAUAAACCAUGGGCAGACAAGUGAUGACAACUUUUUAGAGGAUGCAGUAGAAGUUUGCAAGAAGUUCAUGGAACGGGAUCCAGAAGAAUUAAGAUUUAACGCAAUUGCUCUGUCAGCAGUUUAAAUUAUCCUAAUUGGAAAAACUUGUCAUUAAUGUAUUGUAAGAAAAUAACUCUUGCCAUAUGUUAAUAAUACAAAUUUUGAUACUUUCCUAACAUGUUGACAAACUGUACCACAUGUGGAAUAAACUUUGAAUUUAUCCUU